Xyrichtys novacula (pearly razorfish) is the source of this 2273-nucleotide messenger RNA. Lineage: Eukaryota; Metazoa; Chordata; Actinopteri; Labriformes; Labridae. The record is from the annotation of a GenBank genome assembly.
GACAGCAAAUCAAAACACAAACACAAAAGAGAAAACACAAACACAAAAAAAGAAAACACGACAGCAAAUCAAAACACAAACACAAAAGAGAAAACACAAACACAAAAAAAGAAAACAUGACAGCAAAUCACAAAUGCAAACACAAAAAAGAAAACGCAACCGCAAAUCCCAAAACAGGACAGCAUCAUCGGUCUUCUUCUUCUUCGUUGUAGUUUAAUAGCGGUUUACUCCGCUGGGGGUGGAGUACUACUGCCACCUGCUGGAUGUCGGAACGGGAAAGUAAACCCGAACAUGGACGCCGAAAGCGAAAGUUUGCUCGAAAUUAUCCAACAAUAUUUUCAUGCAGGACACACAUAUGACGUUAUAGUCGACAUGUUGUCAACUAUUCACGGCAUUGGCAUGAGCGUUCGAACGCUGAAGACCUGCUUGAAAGAAGCUGGCUUCUUUAGACGCCGUAACUACUCCCCAAUAUUCGAGGUGAGGCGUGCAAUUCUGACCGAGCUUGAUGGACCAGGGCAACUAUUCGGAUAUCGGACUAUGUGGCAAGUCCUACAACAGAAACUUGGACUUCGUGUAAAACGUGACGUGGUAAUGAGGUUGCUCAGACAACUGAGCCCACAACGGACGGCUCUGAGGAGACGCAGGAGGUUCACACGGCGUACCUAUCACUCCAUGGGUCCAAACUAUAUAUGGCAUGUCGAUGGAUACGAUAAACUCAAACCAUUUGGCCUGGCUCUCUCUGGAUGCAUAGAUGGAUUUUCACGAAGAAUCAUGUGGCUUGUUUGUGGACCGUCAAACAACAAUCCAUCUGUCAUCGCUCACAACUACAUAAACUGCGUCAGGACUAUUGGUGUUGUUCCAAUGCGAUUACGAACUGACCUCGGAACAGAAAACGGAACAAUGGCAGCAAUACAAUGCACCCUCCGCCAUGGGCAUACGGACUAUUAUGCAGGCUUGUCCAGCCACAGUUACGGCUCAUCAACAGGGAAUCAGCGCAUCGAGUCGUGGUGGUCUUUUUUCAGAAGAGGAAGGUUGGCAAAUCUAUCAUUGAAAGGUGAAAUGUUUAUUGGUAACUGUAUAGUGAUCGACUGUGUUUGUCCACUGUUGAUUUUUCACUCCCAUGUCUGUCAUUGUGAGUAUUCACAUUAAAUAACAAACAGCUUUGCAUUAGCUUUAAUUCAGUGUUUCAAAUGUGUUCUUCAACUUUUUCAUAUGAAUACAAAGUGCAUAGAAAUGUUUCUACCGCCAAAAUGCAAUUAUAUCAGUGGCUGAAUACGUUUCCAGUCUGAUUUGUUCUGUGUGAAGUAAGUAACUUCAUGUCUAAUGUAUCCCCAGGUCUCAGUUUUGGAUGGACCUUUUUGGAGACCUGAGAGACUCUGGAUUUUUCAAUGGCAGCCACGAACACCAGUGUUUGCUGAGAUUUUGCUUCAGUAAAGUCCUUCAGAAAGACCUGGAUGAAUGCGUGGACCUGUGGAAUAAGCACCGGAUUCGUCCAAGCAGACCAGCAUCAUGUCCAGGAGGGAUCCCAAAUGAACUAUAUCUCUUGCCCCACAGGUAGUAAAGGUUUACAUCAGUGGUUCUCUCUAGUGGUCCUCUCCUCUCCUAUUCGUUCCUCUUCUUCCUCCAUGCUCUCCUCUCUCUCUCCUCUGCUUAUUCAAGGAGCAAAAGUUAGUACAAUCUUGUAUUUAGAGGCUCAGUCUCUGCGAUUGUUGAUAAAUGUUUCUGUGUAUCAUCUUUUUUUUCAGAUUUGGUUCAAGGGACUGUGGAUUAUUUGUUGAAGAUGCAGAGCUGGAUGUGUUUCCCGAGGCAAGACAAGAGAUUGAUUUUUACAGUGAUGCAGACAUUGAGGAAUACCUACAACAGGCUGUGGAACAAAACAGACUACAACAGCCACAAGACUGGAGGACAGCCUCAGACCUUUACACCACUCUGAAGCAAAUAGCUGGGCUGUAGAGACUGAGUCCCAGGUCCCUUUGGUCGGGCUGCUCUCCACUAUGUUUGUCCACUCAUCAGUCAGUUUAGGGGGGUCCAGCUGCUGGCACAGUCCUUACCCUGCUGCUCCAACCAGUGUUAACAGCCCUGCAGAUUGGCGUUUCCCCCGAUCUUCAGUGCCUAACCAUGUCUCCCUACUGUCAGUUGUGAGAAUGUGUAUAGUUAUAUUAAUAUGUGUAGAUGGUGGUGGGAGGCACUGGUUUUUGACUUAAAUUAUUUGAAAAAAAAGAGCAUUUUUUAACCACUUUAGUUGUUAUUCUAAAUUUUUAUGAAUCUUUGUG